Molecule: messenger RNA, 1161 nt
Organism: Arabis nemorensis
Lineage: Eukaryota; Viridiplantae; Streptophyta; Magnoliopsida; Brassicales; Brassicaceae
Source: the annotation of a GenBank genome assembly
AUGGGGAUGGAAGAAGGGGUUAAGGAUAAUACUGUAUCAGCAUCAGCUUCUAAUUUGAGACAUGCAAACCAAUCUAGGGCAGUUUUUCCGAUGCGGGUACUUCAGGUUUUCUUGUUGUUCUUUGUUUUGGUUCUUGGAAUCUCAGUUGUUAGUAUACAUAUGAUCAAGUACUUGAAGAUUCAAACUUUGUCUCCAACCACAUUGAUCUCUGCUUGUGAUGAGAGAACUACAUUAGAGAGCUUUAUUAAGCCUCCAUUGAGUGUUUGGCACUCCAUGAAUGACAGCGAGCUUCUUUGGCGCGCAUCGAUGGUGCCAAGGAUAUAUAAUAAGUAUCCAUUUAAAAGAGUUCCUAAAAUUGCAUUCAUGUUUCUAACCAAAGCCCCCUUACCAUUUGCUCCACUUUGGGAAAGGUUUUUCAAAGGCCAUGAGGGAUUUUACUCUAUUUACGUUCACGCGUUGCCUAAUUACACAUCGGAUUUCUCAAGCUCAUCUGUGUUUUACAGAAGACAGAUCCCAAGUCAGCCUGUGGCUUGGGGAGAGAUGAGUAUGUGUGAAGCCGAAAGGAGGCUUUUGGCUAACGCGUUACUCGAUUUCUCUAAUGAAUGGUUUGUUCUGCUCUCUGAAGCUUGCAUUCCUCUUCGCGGUUUCGAGUUUAUCUACAAUUACGUUUCUAGAUCAAGAUAUAGUUUCAUGGGUUCUGUUGACGAGGACGGGCCUCACGGGAGAGGUAGAUACAGCUACGCAAUGGGACCGGAAGUCCGUCUAAGCCAGUGGAGAAAAGGGUCUCAGUGGUUUGAAAUUAACCGGCUAUUUGCUAUUGAAAUUGUUGGAGACGUCAUUUACUAUCGCAAAUUCAAAGAGUUUUGUAGACCUCCUUGUUAUGUUGAUGAACAUUACUUCCCAACAAUGCUCUCUAUUCCAUAUCCGAAUUUUCUGGCGAACCGGACAUUGACUUGGACAGACUGGUCAAGAGCUGGUGCUCAUCCAGCUACUUUUGGGAAGGAUGAUAUAACAGAGAGGUUCCUCGAGAAGCUUCCGCGAGCUCAAUCUUGCUUCUACAAUGAUCAGCCAUCUCAAGUGUGUUAUCUCUUUGCAAGAAAGUUUGCUCCGAGCGCAUUGGAGCCUUUACUCAAACUUGCACCAAAGAUUCUUGGAUUCUAA